AUGGUGUUUGAGAGCGUGGUAGCUGAAGUUCUUAACCGUGUCUUGGGUAAUUUCGUCAACAACCUCGAUGCUUCACAAUUAAACGUUGGAAUAUGGGGUGGAGAUGUGAGGUUGGUUAAUUUGGAAGUAAAAGAAACAGCACUAGAUGAUUUCGAUUUACCUAUAAAAUUAAAAUUUGGCUGCCUGACAGAACUUGUGCUAAAAAUUCCAUGGAGUGAUUUGUAUCGUCAGCCAGUAAUUGCUAGCAUUGAAGGACUACACCUUAUUGUCGUACCGAAUAAAGGUGUUGUAUACAAUGAAGAAAAAUCAAAGAAACAUGCAAAAGAAGAAAAAGAUAAAACUUUACUACGUCUUGAAGAAAACAGAAAGCGAAAGAGGAAACCACAAGAUCAAGGUUCGGAUACCUUUGUUGAGAAAUUUAUUGCUACAGUAGUUAAGAAUCUUCAAAUAACGAUUCGUAAUAUACAUAUUCGCUACGAAGAUAAGUAUUCUAAUCGCAGUCAUCCAUUUGUUGUUGGCGCUACUUUAGAGGGAAUUGAUUUCAAAACUACUGAUGAAAAUUGGAAUGAGACGAUACACAAGGAAGUUGUGAAAAUAGUCUACAAAUUGGUAUCUUUAAAAAAUCUUGCAGUUUAUUGGAAUUCUAAGUCUGAACUAUUAUCCGACGCGAAUGACAGCGCUGUCAUAUUGCAAGAAAUGAAGAAUGCUAUUGUGACGGAUAAUAAAAAACCAUCUAAUUACAAAUACAUGCUGGAGCCCAUUAAUAUGCAAGCAAAAAUGGCGCUGAAUCAGAAACCUGAAACAGAUGGUUCAAAUUGGAAAAUACCAAAGAUAAAACUGGUCUUGGAUUUGGAUGUAUUAGCGGUUGCAGUUGGCAAAUUCCAAUAUCAAGAUUUAUUAUUAUUACUUGAAGCGCAGGAAAGAUUCAGAACGUGGCUUUUUGCUUACAACGCAGUUUUAGAAGAAAAUGUCAGAAGGAGAAGAAAUAACUGGAACUGGGAACGAAUGAAGAAACAUCGAAAUUUAGUAAGAGCUUACAGAGAAGCUUGGCUUAAAAAACAAACGGAAAGGAAUCUGUCUUCCAAGGACCAAAUUGUUAUUGAAGAGGCUGAAAACCAACUUGAUGUAUUCAAUUUAAAUGUUGCUCGACAACAAGCAGAUAUGGAAAUUGAUAAACGUUGUUUAAAAAGAUUAGAAGAUCAACCACAAGGCUGGAUAGGUUGGGCUAAAAGCUGGUGGAGUGGUGGCGAAAAUGCAAAAGAAAGCAAAGGAAAUAACGCGCUCUCAUCCGGAGAUAUUGUGACUAAAUUUGAGGAAGCGUUAACCCCAGAAGAGAAAGCGAAAUUAUUCGAGGCUAUUGAUUAUCAGGAAAAUACGCCAGCCACAGACUAUCCGAAACAUUUUGUGGAAAAUAUUAUUAUUACUGAUGUGAAAUCAGUUAUGAUUGUUAUCGAAAAUGCUUUAACCUUGACUUUCUCAGUAAUUACGACGAAAAUAGAACAUCGAGCAUCAGCUCAAGCUAUCAACCUUAAAAGUGGUAUAAAAAUGGUGACUAUGGAUGGAUGUGGACAGCCUGUUUUAUUUAUGCAAGAUGAAUCAACUGACUGGUUGACCGUGAUUGUUGAUACUAAUCCUCUAAAUCGGGAUGAAGCUGGAUAUGAUCAGUACAUAAAAGUAGCAUUAGCUCCAACAAUUAUGAAGUACCAUGCUCCAGCUAUCAAUACUGCUGUCGAAGCAUUGAGGCCUCCGGAAAGUGUAAGAUUAAAUCAGUUGACAGCAGCAGCAAUGGCGCGGUAUGAAGAUGUUAAAGCUCGUUCUCUCACUGGACUUGCCCAUGUUGUUGAAACAAGAACAAAAUUAGUGCUUGAUAUUCGCAUUGCUCCUUUGACGAUCGUAGUAUCAGAAAACGGAAUAUUUGAUAAGAAUAAGCGAAAUUUAGUUGCUGAUCUUGGUUUGCUCACCAUUACCACUGUUGAUGACGAUUCGUAUGCAGAUAUGUCGUUAACCGGUGACGAAGAAACAGAGCGUCGACUACAGUUAUUAAAUCGUGCUUAUGACAAAUUUUCUGUAAAGUUAACUGACAUGCAAUUAAUAUUUGCUGAUAAUUAUGAAAAUUCUAUGGAUGCUAAGCUAAAACCAAAAUCGAAUUUUCAUUUGUUACAUCCCACUGGGCUGAAUAUUGCAUUUCACAAAUCAUCCAUCGAUGAUUUGCAAUUACCUAAAAUCAAAAUAAUGGGAGAAUUGCCUGAUAUAAUUAUGACGGUCUCAGAUGAACGUUUAUUGGAGCUUGUCAAACUAGUAUUAAGUAUACCAACUCCUGCUCCUGAAAAGCAAAUUGAUGCAUUGGGUACAACUUUUUCGCCUGCUGAGUUUGAGAAGCCGAAAUUGAAAGAUAUGGCCAAGAUCCAUGCUAUAAUGGAAGUAGAUGAAAUCUCGGAAACACCAGAAGGUUUUGGGGCUUACAAAGAAAAAGAAACUGAAUUGCUGGAAGAAAAAAAGACUGAUGUUCAACAGAUUCAACUUGAAAUGAAUCUUACGUUGAACCAAGUUCGAGUAAUCAUUGGUACUCCAAAUACAAUAUUUUUAUCAGUUGAGAUUAGGCGAUUGGGCUGCGGUGUUCAAAUGCGUACUUUCGACAUGGUUGCAGUGGCAUAUUUAGGUGAUUUAAAAAUCGAGCAACCACAAUAUAAAAGCUUAGUUCCGGGUCGUGAUACGCUGUUUCUUAUUGAUAAUGCGCAUAGCAGUGAUGAAAAUUUACUUCAAUUCAAAUAUGUACAGGCAAAUAAGGAAAGUCCGUUCUUCGCAACUGAGUACAAAUCUGUGGAGCAGUCGAUUGAUAUCUCCUUCAAAACAUUAAUUGUUGCUUUACAUCAGGAUGCAUUAAUGAGCUUAAAAAAGUAUUUUGAAACACUCCAAGCAAGAGUUGCGGAACUGCAGCAGCAAGGAAAGCCAGAAUUUCAUGAAAAUACAGGAAUUUCAUGUAAUGAUGCUCCUACACCAGUUGAAAAGAAAUCGCUUUGGCGAGCAUCAAGUCAGCAAAGUAUUACUGGUCCAGCCACAGAAUCUCUUAAAUUAAGACUAAUAAGACGCGAAAGAGAACUUGUCCAAACAUAUGAUGAUGUUAUCAUCAAAAUGCAAAUUUCUGCUGUUUUUGACGCUUUAUCAGUCCACAUUGGUUCAAAUAAAUGCUUGGAUACAACUCUCAGUAUAAGUGAAGUGAAAACAGCUUUAACAAUGCGAGUGAGAACAGUGGAAGUGGAAGGUGGAGUCAAAGCAAUCACUAUGGACGACCAAACAGGAACAACAGUUCACAAACAUUUGCUAGCAUUAUGUGGUGAAGAAAAUGAAAUGUUAUCAUUUACUUUUAAACAGUAUAAUCGCACUGAAUCAGAAAAAAAACAAAUGCAUCCCUCUGAUCUGGAUAUGUUUAUCAAAGGUCGUCUCGCACGGAUGCGCUUCGUCUUUCUGUUUCUUUGGUUGGAAAGAAUGAAGCGGUUUGCAUUGCCAUUUCAAGCUGAGGCUGCACAGGUGGCAGCACAAGCACAGUCGUACGCAACAGAGAAAGCUUCUCAAGCUGCUCAGAAGCUUAAAGAUUUAAUGGAAGAAUCGCCUUUGAGAAUCGGCAUUGAUUUUGAACUUGCAGCACCUACAAUUUUAGUGCCAAAAAAUUCUAUGUCGUUGGAUGCUCUCAUUGUUGAUUUUGGUAAGCUUACUAUUGCAAACUCGCUAUCUGAAGCACAGCAUGAACGAAGAGCAGUUAUUGAUUCAAUGCAAAUCAACUUGACAGAUGUUUCUUUUGGAAUUGCACUUAUUUCGGAGAAAAAUUUGGAAACUGUAUCAGCCUGUCAGAUAUUGAAGCCGAUAACAUUUUUGCUGUUAAUUUAUCGCAAUCUGUCGUUUCAGUGGUAUAAGGCAGCCCCUCAAGUGCUUGUUGAUGCACAUUUACCCUUAAUUGAACUAGGUAUGACUGAAGAAGAUUAUGCAACAAUCAUGAGAACUCUUACUGGUAAUUUGGCAGAAGGUAACGAAUUGCCAGCUGAACCUUCAUCAUCACUUAGUCCUCUAAACGUGCGAAGGAAAAGUGUAGACGAUGAUAAGCACGAAAUAAGUGACAAACUAAAAGAAAAGGAUCUUUCAGAUUCACAAAGUGAUUCAAAAGCAAAAUCUCUUGUCUUUAGUUUCAAAUUGGACGAAAUAGCUGCUCUUUUGUAUCGAGGUUCAUCGAAUUUAGAAAAUUCAAAAGGUAUUAUUGCUCGAGAAACGGAGGCAGGUUUUGCUGCACUUAGACUGAAAAAAAUGAAAUUGAGUGGCUCAGUAGCAGAAAAUGGUCACUUGGAUAUCGCUGUCAGUUUAGAGGUAUUUGUUAUGAACGACGAAAGAAGUGAAAAAACCAAAAUACGACGAUUAUUGGAUAAGAAGGUUGACAGUGCUGGGAAGAUCCACAAAGAAUUCAUGGCUGCUCGAUUUCAAACUAAUGCAUCAGGAGAUAAAAUUAAGUUUUUGGGAGCACUGCUAAACUUUUUCACGGUAAAAAAAACACCUGAAGAGUUAGCGAAAGAGGUGGAGGCGGUAAAUAUUCCAAGUACUGCUCAAAACAAGGAAAAAACUGGAAUGGUUUCGUCAUCUGGCACACUAACGAUGAACUGUACCAUACGUGAAGCAGAAAUCAUUCUUGUUGAAGAUGCUGUAAAUCCCGAAAAAUCACAAGCUCUUAUUUUGUCGUUUAACGUUGAUCUUAAAGCAGAACCGAAUAACAAAGAACAGAUUGUGGUUGGAGGCAUCAAAAAUUUACAGAUAAUUAGUUCUUAUUAUCUGGAGUCAAAACGUGAUCAAAAUCCCUAUCAGGUUUUGAAACGCACAGAUAUUGAUAUUAAAUUGACUACGGAAAGAAAAUCAAAAUCUGAGAAUUUAGUUCUUCGUGUUGGACCACUGUAUUUAAAAAUAUCUCCCGCAAUCAUACGUUUAUUGAGUGCUGUCUCUUCAAGUUUCUCAUCAGCAGCAAGUACUAGGAGCGAUCAGUUUAUUACAAAAAAGCCAGUACUCAAAAAGUAUCCAAAAUACUGGGAGAAGCGCAAAAUUGACAAAAGUAGGCAUUGGUGGUUCCUAGUACGGGAAGCAGAACAAGAAAAUUUUGAAUAUGCGACGGAUGGAAUCAUUACAAUGAAUUCGUUUAUUGUCACUCUGGAAGUAGGAGUGGGUAAUAAAACAAUACCAAUGGUGCUUUUAGAAAGCUCUGCAAAAAUCGAGGCAUCGCAAUGGAGUUUUCUCUUAGCAGUCGAUGCUGAUAUACGUAUGCAGAUUUCAUAUUAUAAUGAAACAUUCUGUAUGUGGGAACCUAUAGUAGAGCCUGUUGAAGUAGAAGAUGGUGUGUGGCAAAACUGGGGUUUGAAAGUUGAGCUAAGAACUCAUAGUGAAGAUGAAAUGUCCUUAAAUGAAACAGCCUCUGCAUCUCGACAAACAAUUGAUAUAAAGGCAUCAGAAUUACUCAAUAUAACAAUAACAAAAUCGUUAAUUUUGUUAUCACAUCAACUUGUCGAUGCUUUUGAAAGAGCUGCAAAAUUAAUUUCACCUCCGAAGGGACGAACUUUUCCAGGAAGCAGUAAAUACUUGAUACUCAAUAAUACUGGCAUUGCAGUGAAAGUCGGGAAUACGGAGACAAUGAUUGCAAACAAUGAUGGUCAACCUGUCGAUGCUACUGCAUCUACUUUUGUUGAUCUGGAUUUUCCCACUGACCCUGGUGAAAAAGUAGGCUUGACAGAAAGUCAGACGUCGAAAAAAGCAGAAGUUCGUCUCAUGUUUGAUGAAAUGAAUACUGAAAGAGAUGUAAACAUAAUGAGAGCAGAGUCAAGAACUUUUACACUUCCUUUGAAAGCUGAUGAUGGAAAGCACUGGAAGAUAGUAGUAGAAACAAAAGUGGAAAAUCUUCGGCGGCUUAUUUAUCUGCACUCUACUCUGCAGUUCGUGAAUCACUCAGAUAUACCAUUUGAAAUUCAUUCUUUGCGUGAUGGAAGGCUUGAUUUUUGUGGUGUUGCAAAGACAGGUGGUGAACCAUUUGAUAUGGCUUUACCGUUGUUGUACACAGCUACAAAUGAAUUAUUCUUCAGACCUUAUCUGGACGAUGCUUACGAAAUGAGUAACGAAUCAGUGUGCUGGAUUAAGUUUGAAGAUAAAGCACGUUACGUCGUGCGAUGCGACCUGUCAGAAGAUAUGAAACAAGGCCUAUUUGUAGCUCUGGUUGUAGAAGAAGUACCAUUAAAGGCUGAAAGAAGCAGAGAUUUGGAUGAUCGAAGUUACAUAGUGCACAUUUUUUCACCUCUAACCGUGCACAAUUUUUUACCUUUUCCAUUGCGAAUCACUUCUCCGAUAACAUAUCGCAAUGACCUAUAUGAAGCAGAGAUGUUAUUCCCUGUAGAGCACCAAGAAUUAAUGACAAUAACAUUUGUUUCCGGCGACAAAAGUCUGGAAAGCAAUGAAGGUAUAAUUGAAAAGACUGUGAAAUGUGUUCCAUGUCACAAGGGAGGAAUGAGAGGCCAGUGUGAAAGUACGAUAACUCAGGAACCUUUCAGCGAGCCAGCCUUACUUCCUUUGGAUGCUGAUAGCUUUUUGUCAAAGAAAAAAGCAAGAUUAUCAAUAUUUGGAGAUCAUUGGACAAAUGAGUUUCCACUAGAUGCUGUUGGAAAUGCUGGACGUAUUAGUUGCAAAAGUGAAACGGGUACUGAGCUAAGUAUUUCUCUACAAAUAAGUUUGUGUCAGUCGGGUUUGACAAAAGUGAUUACGUUUUUGCCAUUCUAUUUGCUUCAUAAUGAGAGCCAUUUCCCACUCGAGAUAAGAGAGUUUGGAGCCCAAACAUGGACCUCAGUUACACCGAAAACAUGUAUUGGUUUUUGGCCUUCAUCCCAGAAAGAUAGUCGAAAGUUUGCUACUGCCAGAUACAUUGGGACCAAAGAAGAAUCAAUAUUAUUUCCAAUCAGUGAAACUUUUGAAGGGUUCUGUCACAUUGAUAAUGAUUAUCUUGGUGUAUAUGUAACUGUAACGGUUGGAGAAUCAUCGUCAAUCAUCAAACUUGAAACAUUUGAACCGGGUAUGGCUCCUGCAAUCUUAAUGAAUGCUACUCACAGAUCUGUGGAAUUCGGUCAAAAAGGUUCCCGAUCCAAAAAAAUAAUAGGUCCUUGGGAGAGCUGUGCUUUCACGUGGAUGGAUGUAACUCGUGAUCGUAAACUGGAUUGGAAAAGUGGCGAUGCUAGCUAUUCUGAUGAUUUGGUUAGAAAUGCAUUUGAAGAUUACAGGACUUCGAAAUCGGAUUCUAGCCCGCUUUAUUGGGUUUCAUUUUUAAAUGGACGUCAACGAAUAUAUUUGUUCACAGAAGAUUUGGCUGUAAUGACAAAUGCACACGAAGCUUACGAGGUUGAGCUUCCUACAGUAUCGAUUGAAAUAUCACUUCAAGGCAUUGGCGUCUCAAUAGUGGAUAAUUUUAAAACUGAAGAAAUCGCCUAUAUGUGCAUAGCUUCGUCGGCUAUUAUUUGGGAGCAGUUCAUCAAAAGUCGAUUUAAGCCAUUCACUGUUAAGCAAAUGAAAGCUAUCGAGGUUGCUUAUCAAACAUGGAUUCCAAAUUCUUCAGAUGAACCAGUCGUCGUAGAUGAUUUGGAAAUUGAUUUCACUCAUAUGAAAGUAAAAAAACGAAAAGAUCAAAUUGACAUUCGACGGCGUUUUCAGAUUGGGGUUUGGAUGCAAUAUAGACGAACGCCUCAUCAGACUCAUUUCCACAUGAAACUCAAUCAUGUACAAAUUGAUAACCAACUGCCAGCAUGCGUAUUCCCUACUGUACUCUCCGUUGUACCGCCUCCUAAAUCUGUUGUUCAAGACAAUGUUCCAAAACCGUUUACGGAGUUGAGUUUCAUAAGACGAGAAUCAGAACACAGUAGGAUUGCUCAAAUAAAAUAUUUGCAUUUUCUUGUCCAAGAAUUCUCAGUACAAGUUGAUCAGGGAUUCGUGAAUGCAAUAUUAGAGAUGAUAUCUACUGAAGCUACUAGUAAACCAUACACGGCAGAAGCUUUUGCAAAAGAUUUCGAAAUGACAAAAAAUCAGCUAGCAGCGAUUGCAGGAAUGACUACAGCUUCUCAACAAACAUCUUAUUACGAAGAUCUACAUAUUUCUCCUCUUAUGAUACAUUUAUCAUUUUCACAAGGUGGCAGUUCUGGUGGAAAAAAUAGGAGGAAUAGAGCUACAAAGUCAAAAGACACCUCUCAGUCUCUUCCGAUUCAAUCUGAAUUCAUUAAUGUCUUUCUAAAGAGUGUUGGUGUGACGGUGACCGAAAUAGAAGAUGUAGGUGCUGUUCAAGGACCAGAAGAAUUUGCUGAAGGAGUUGCUUUGGGUGUCAAAGGGCUUUUCGGUGCAACAGUUGGUGGUGGAGCUGGAGCCGUAUCAAGAAUCGCUGGAACUUUAGGAAAAGGUGUGGCUGCAUUAACUUUAGAUGAAGAAUAUCAACGAAAAAGGCAACAGAUGAUGAGCCGUCGUCCUAAAACUAUUGGUGAGGGUGUAGCUCGGGGUGCGAAAGGUAUUGGACAAGGUUUAUAUGAAGGUAUCACCGGUAUAGUCUCCAAACCGAUCGCAGGAGCUCGUGCGGGUGGAGUGUCUGGCUUUGCAAAAGGUCUUGGUAUUGGUUUAGUUGGUGUUGUGACGCGUCCUGUGUCAGGCGCUGUUGAUUUUGCCAGUAGUACAUUGCACGCUGUUAGAUCUGCUGCUGUUGGAAUGGAUGAAACGAAGCUACUGCGUCCACCACGAGUCAUUUUUUCGGACAACAUUGUGCGGCCUUACAGCCAAAAAUUAGCUCUGGGAGCACAGAUAUUUCGAGAAGUUGAUAAUGGUUCCAUUGCUGAAAACGAUUAUUUCCUUGCGCAUGCUGUGAUAUCCGACAAGAGUAUUUUUAUCAUUACUGAUCGACGUGCAAUGAAUGCUAAAAAAAAUGAUAUUGUUGGCUCUUGGAAUACUGAAUGGCAAGUUUUGUACACAGAAAUGAAUAAACCAGCACUUCUGGAUAAAACAAUUCAGAUUGACUUACGAAAAAAGCAAAGAGGUUUUCUCAGAUUAAAUACUUUGGAUGGAAGAAUGAUCGAGUUACCAACAGAAACAUCUGCAUAUGUUAGCAUUUAUCUUUUGCAUGUUGGAACUGUGAUCACAUUGCUUAUUGCAUACCGUUUUAUUGCUAGAACUUCAGCACUUUUAUUGAAACUAGAUUUUGGUUAA
Molecule: messenger RNA, 9243 nt
Organism: Thelazia callipaeda (thelaziosis nematode)
Lineage: Eukaryota; Metazoa; Nematoda; Chromadorea; Rhabditida; Thelaziidae
Source: the annotation of a GenBank genome assembly